Messenger RNA from Thunnus maccoyii (southern bluefin tuna), 1286 nucleotides. RefSeq names its product vesicle-associated membrane protein 2 (gene vamp2). Gene Ontology annotation, biological process: SNARE complex assembly; vesicle-mediated transport; vesicle fusion. Gene Ontology annotation, cellular component: SNARE complex; plasma membrane. The coding region runs from base 563 to 895 and encodes 110 amino acids. The transcript has 5 exons. Gene Ontology annotation, molecular function: SNAP receptor activity; syntaxin-1 binding. The record is from RefSeq and is a predicted model, not a curated record. NCBI's taxonomy places the organism in Eukaryota, Metazoa, Chordata, Actinopteri, Scombriformes, Scombridae.
UACAGACUUGCAAUCAAAAUAAGCUCCUUAACAGGAGCUUUAAAGCCAAGCAUGACCAUGACAUGUAAUGCCUAUAAAUGAAACAUGCGUAACAUCACAAUAACAGCAUCUACAGAAAAAAACAUCGUUGUCUUGAGCCAUAAAUCGGUUUUUUUGAAGUCUCCGGCCACCCAUUUCAACAUGAAACUCGCCUCGAUUGACGUCACCGAGCCAUCUUUGUCCACCUAAUCCAAGCGGCCGUUUAUUACACCUUCAUUACUGCACGGACUCUGACAGCGCCAGGCUCUAGUUAUAGCCUGUAGGUGCCGCAUCGCCGUAGAAAUAGGAAGAGGGGGGAAAAAAGGUUUUGUAGCGAGGGGACACACAUCUCAGUGGCAGAUACAAGACAGUGCUCCUCCUAGGCUAUAUAGGCAGGGAAACGCCACAAUAACCAUCCAAAGGGUGCCAGAGGGUAGAGAGGAGCGCAGAAGGCAAUCCACAUCCAUCUGCCAGCUACUUAGUGCGCGCUAACAUUUCCAGUCCGGAUUUCAGCACAGCUGUCUAGCCAACACAACCAGGGAAAAUGUCUGCCCCAGCUGGAGCCCCUGCACCAGAGGGAGGGAGUCAGGCCCCUCCCAACCUCACCAGCAACCGUCGUCUGCAGCAGACACAGGCACAGGUGGAUGAGGUGGUGGAUAUCAUGCGUGUAAACGUGGAUAAGGUUCUGGAGCGUGAUCAGAAGCUGUCAGAACUGGACGAUAGGGCUGACGCCCUGCAGGCUGGAGCCUCUCAGUUUGAGACCAGCGCUGCAAAACUGAAGAAUAAAUACUGGUGGAAGAAUGCCAAGAUGAUGAUUAUCCUGGGUGUGAUAUGCGUGAUUGUCCUCAUCGUCAUUAUUGUGUACUUCAGCACCUAAGAAGAGUUGCUCCUACCCCAGUCUGAUCCCAACUUCCUUGCUACAGAAAAAAACCCUCAAAUUGAUGACAAAAUUAAUCACAGAUAAUUAAUUUAUUAUAUAUUUCCCCCGAUUAGCCUCGAUAUAACACCCCUAAACCCUUCAGGGCCCCAUGGCUCCCCCACCUCCACCACCUCGCCUCUGGACCCCUGUCAAUAUUUGUCCUGUGAGUGUGUGGCCCUGUCUCCUUUCUGGGUACUCUUGGCUUUUCUAACCUGCCAUACCGAGAACCAAACACUUGUGACGAUGCAACAACAGAAAAGGAAACAACGAUUGGCGAUAAUUGUUACAUAACUGAUAUAUAUAGUUCUUUGUAGAGUUUUAUUCUGAUAUAUACUGUUUUGUAGGUGUG